Gavialis gangeticus (Gharial) is the source of this 4673-nucleotide messenger RNA. It is a transcript of the gene SLC39A13, whose product is annotated as solute carrier family 39 member 13. The coding region runs from base 251 to 1360 and encodes 369 amino acids. Gene Ontology annotation, molecular function: zinc ion transmembrane transporter activity. Gene Ontology annotation, biological process: zinc ion transmembrane transport; intracellular zinc ion homeostasis. The transcript has 10 exons. NCBI's taxonomy places the organism in Eukaryota, Metazoa, Chordata, Crocodylia, Gavialidae. Gene Ontology annotation, cellular component: membrane. The record is from RefSeq and is a predicted model, not a curated record.
UUUUUCUCUUAUUUCUAAUAUGUUUAUAGACCCUUCUCUUGUUGCUUCUUGUGUCUCUUGUCAAAUGAAACUCACUUUGUGCCUUAGCCUACAUGGAUCCCUGUGUUCUUGUUGUGCUUCUAUACUCAUCCCAAUCAUAUUUGUUUCCAAUUUUUUAUAUUAUCUGGUUGAUUUUUCAGGUCCUGGAAGGGCUCUGAAAAUCUGUUCUUGGUACAAUAAGAGGCCCAUCUGAGAUUGAGACAGCUCCACGAUGACAGGAAAACGGCUUCUGCCUCAUGGGAUCCGUGCCUUGUUUCUGCUCAGCAUGGCCUGUGAAGCCCAUCAGCCCACAGGGAGCCACGCUGUCUCCAGUGCCAAUCCACUGUGUGAGAAGGAGGUUGAGUCCUGGGGAAACCUGUUCAGUGGAGAGCGACUGGAUGCCUGGAUCUGUUCUCUGAUUGGCUCGGUCAUGGUGGGGCUGAGUGGGGUUCUCCCUUUGCUGGUAAUUCCCCUUGAGACAGGAGCCACUCUGAGAUCAGAAGCGGGAUCCUGUCGCUUGAAGCAGCUGUUAAGUUUUGCAAUUGGUGGACUGCUGGGAAAUGUGUUUCUGCACAUGCUCCCAGAGGCCUGGGCCUACACCUGCAGUGCCACAGCAGGAGAAGGACAGAGCUUCCAUCAGCAAAAGCUUUUAGGUCUCUGGGUGAUCAUUGGCUUUCUGACCUUCCUGGUGCUGGAGAAGAUAUUUCCAGAGAACGAUGAGCAAGAUCGGCUCAGCACGGACAGUGAUUCCAGAGCACCAGCCAAAAGGGUUCCAAAUGGAAGCAGCUUUUCUCCGCAGAAGGCAACAAGCACAGUACAAAGAACAGGAACAGGUGUGACUCAGUGUAAUGGUUCCUCUCACCAGUCUCACCCACCUGACAGAAAAAUAAAGAUCAGUGGGUACCUCAACCUACUGGCCAAUACCAUUGAUAACUUUACACAUGGCCUGGCAGUGGCAGCUGGCUUCCUGGUUAGCAGAAAGGUUGGGGUUCUAACCACCAUGGCAAUCCUCCUGCAUGAAAUACCACAUGAGGUAGGAGAUUUUGCCAUCCUGCUCCGGGCUGGGUUUGACCGCUGGAGUGCAGCCAAGAUGCAGCUUUCCACAGCUUUGGGGGGAAUUCUAGGGGCCUGCUUUGCAAUCUGUGUUCAGUUACCUAAAGGAGCAGGAGAAACUGUAGCUUGGAUUCUUCCAUUCACCUCUGGGGGAUUUCUGUAUAUUGCCUUGGUGAAUGUCGUGCCUGAUCUCCUGGAGGAAGAGAAUCCUUGGAACUCCCUGCAGCAAGUCCUUCUCCUGUGUGCAGGCAUUAUGGUCAUUGUGUUGCUCUCAGUUACUAUAGAAUGACCUCUGCUCAGACCUUAUGGCACUUCCCAGAACAGCUGCAUUGACUCUGAGCUGUUACAAAGCAAUAAGGAACACUAAUGUAACUUCCUGUAUGUCCAUGUGUGGAUCUGGCUGCUAGCGUGAGAGGCAGGUGACAAAGGAGUCAUUAGACAUGCUGGACUCCAUCCCCUGGCUCUUUUAUUUGUGCUCCAUUAACGUCCCACAAGCUGGGACUUCCAAAGUCAUCAUUCUUUGGAGCAGAAGACUUUGAGGAGCAAAAAUGAACUAAACAACUACUCCAAGGGGAAUGGAGUUUUUCAUUCUGGAGUAAAAACGUGAUGGAACUGUACUUCCCAGGAUCCUGUGUAAAGAUCCCUGUAGCUGGUAAAGAGGCAGGGUCUAUCUGUCACCUUAGACUUGGGGAGAGAAUAAAUGUCCCAAAGCAGCUGCAAACCACCAGCUUUCACCACUGCAACCCUUCUAGCAGGAGCAAAGGUGCUAUCAAAACCCCUGAGAUGCAGAGGAGCGGAGAACAGCCAUCUCCCUCAUUUACCAAUAGAGAAUACUGUUGUUUAUAAGAGAGUGUCAACCUUGGCAGUCCACUUCUCUGGCUUCAUCUACCGUAGUUUGAUGUCACAGUUGGGUCAGAUACUGGGGCAGUUGGGAUGAAGUUGGGAUAGUCAUGCUCAGCAUGGAAGUCUGUUUGCAUCAGCCUUAACCCCUCCAGCAGUUCAAUACAGCCUGGGUUCUUAUUUGGAAAAAGGCAAAUAAAUACUUCUGGUCAUCCCAAGCAGUCAGUUCAGCUAUAUCUGGGGAGAGGGUCACUUAGUAACUCCUGACCACCUAAAUCCUCUCCUCAGCUGUAUGUACAAUGUGAGCAAGGUCUGUGCUCUAAUCUCUGUGAGAAGAGAGAGAGAAAAGAGAACAUGCUGACCAUACAUAAAGAAAAAGAUAAAGCAGAGAAAAUUGUCUGUACACACAAUGAAGAGAAACAAAAGGGUUCAAAAAAUGAAAAAUUAAUCUGAAAUCACUGUUAGCUAAGCUGGAAUGAACAAAGAAAUGAGAGGCUGACAGCAUCAUGCCUGUAACAGGAAUUUUGUUCCAUGGUGUUUAUUCAAUUUGAUGGUCAUUUAAAUAGGCAAGUGAAAUUUAACCUGAAAAUUCCUAAUUUUGACUGGUGGGGAUGACCAGCUCCAAUACCCAUUUGUGUUUUCCGAACGCACACUAUCCCUUAGGCCUUGUCUACAUAAGAAAGUUGUACUGAUCUUAACAAAACCUGGUUUUAAACCAAUAGAGUAUAAUUAAUCAUUUUGUUACAGGUAUGAAAUGAGUACCCAUGGCUAGAGGUAUAAAGCUGUCUCAAACUAGUCACUCCUAAAGGGUGUGCUGAAGCCUGCUAAUGUGCUGCAAGAAGAGUGAAAGUGUGAUACAAGAAAUGAGCUGGAUCAGGCCCCAGCUGUGCUGGCCCAUGGACCAGUGAGUGAAGUGUGUUGCCAAUUUUAAUCCAGGAAAAAAAGUGUGCCCCAGGUGUCAAAAAUGUGGUAAACACUACUCUAAACAGAGUUUAUUAAAAUCAGUACAACAUAUGGGUCUAUACAGGCCCUUACUGAAAGUGCUUUUUCCUGUUACACUUCAGUAUGCCUAAUGCUCCUAAAGAGGUGAGUCUGAACCAGAGUAACAGGCCAGGCCUAAAGUGCUGCCAAGAGCAGGUGCCCUCUAUUCCUUUAGAACAGGGGUGUCAAAGAUAUGCAUCACAGGCUGGAUGUGGCCCAUGGAACCAUACAAUCUGGACUGUGGGUCUCGGGCUGAGCCUGCAUGCCACAUGUGGUUUGUGCUGGCCCCAGCCACGUGCUACACAGUGUUCAAGGCUGCCACUAUCGGCCUGUAGAGCUGCCACCAUCAGUGCUUCAUGCAGCACUGGCCUGGUCUGGAGCAUAUGCUGCAUGCAGUGCCUGUGCUGGACCAGCUUUGCGGGAUGGCUUUGAAGCUGAUCUGAAUCAGGCCCACAAACUGGUCCUGUGCAUUGGCUGCUGGUCCUACACUCCUCAUCAAUUGGCUGCUGGUCCUACACUCCUCACUCCCACAGACUGGUCCUACACUCCUCAUCCAGCUAACGGGGCUGGAUGAAUUUGACAUCCCUGCUUUAGAAUAUGGGUGUCAAUCUCACACCUCUUCUUAGGCUGGAUCCAGAUGCAGUGGUAGAGCAAGUGGCAGCAGUGUGGUAAGCAUUGGCCUUGGUACAGGAAGCAACAUGACCAUUGCUACAAACAUGAAUUUCCAACAGGACUGUCCAUACCCCAGAUUUUGGCACAAGUCCCUGCCCCAAAUUCCUGAUCCCUCUGGCCACUGCUUACCCAACAACAUGGCUCCAUGGGUUAGAUCUAGCCCAUGGGCAGUAAUUUUGACACCACUGUUUUACAGCUCUUGAACUUUGAUUUUUUUCCAUGGUAGCUUCCAGGCUACCUUCUGGAGAGAGCCUGGGCUGCUGCUGCUUGUAGUUCCCUCCAUACAGGGACCAUUAAAAUAUCUUCAGCUUUUCUUUAACCCACCUUGUAUCAUGAACCAGAUGUAUUGCAGCUAUGAGAGAGGCUAUUUCAGUGCAGCUUUCAUGUACAGUUGAAAGCUGCCUUUCCAUGACAGCUGCUGUCUACAUGCUGCAGCUGUCAUAUGCUCCAGUCCGGCAUCCAUCUCUCUCUUUCCAAGCAGCUGUGAUGAUUAAUAGUUCUUAGGUACUCAGUUCUGUUGCUCUGUGGCUGUUUUCCUAGGACUUGGAGCUAAACCAAGCCCUUGGUGUGGAAGUUGAAGAAACAUGUCUGUGUACAGUGAUAUGCCCAACAUUAUCCAAUAUGUUUUGUUAAAAAUCAUGAUGGCAUCCAAGUCAAGUGCAUUGCAAGAUGAGUACCCAGGGUUUGGUGCUAGUAUACUGGUACUGGGUUUGGCUUAGAAUGCAAGCCUCAGUGCAAAUUCAGUAUUCAGGAAUGCAAAGUGGGUGACACUGAAGCAUUAAUCUCUGAGCUGUUUCUAUUGGCUGGCAGCCCAGGCCUGGUCUCUGUCUACAGGUCUUGGGAAGCUGCAUCCGCUGGGUUAGCCCAGGGCUCUGGGAGGGGCUGAUUAGCUGUUCCGCUGCAGGCAGCACCAGCUCUGAGCCUGAAGGGUAGGUGCUGUGGCAAGGGACAAAUAGUCACUCUGCCAUGUUUGUCACUUUUGGAAAUGCAGAGAGAAUCCUAUUUUCUAGCUUUAUUUUUCCAGCUGCUCUUAUGCAUUUUCCCAUUCGUCUGUAUUGAUCUGAUCUGCAUGGAGACAAUAGAGAUGAAAUAAAUCAUUUUGAGUAUGU